AUGGUCAACCAGCAUAUCCAAAAGCUAAUUGACGCUGAGCAGCAAGCUGAUGCAAUAGUGAAGAAGGCCAAGGAAAAUUGGGUGAAGAAAGUGAAGGAGGCGCAGAGUUCGGCUGCGCAGGAGUGCGAGAAAUUUGGGGAGAGUGAGGAGGAGAAAUUCCGGCGUGAAUACGCCGAAAAGUUCGCUGCGGAAGAUCCAACGAAGAACCUGGAGGAGCAGACCAAGAACGACAUUGAGGAAAUUAAACACCAGUACAAGCGUAACAGGGACUCUGCAGUCUCCCUUCUGCUGUCCGGCGUUGUCCGCGUGGACACCAAUCCUUCCCCGGCCGACAUACGGCGUCUCAAGCUUCACUACCUCAAGACGAGCGCCUGA
Messenger RNA from Gregarina niphandrodes, 375 nucleotides. RefSeq names its product vacuolar (H+)-ATPase G subunit. Gene Ontology annotation, biological process: proton transmembrane transport. NCBI's taxonomy places the organism in Eukaryota, Apicomplexa, Conoidasida, Eugregarinorida, Gregarinidae. Gene Ontology annotation, molecular function: proton-transporting ATPase activity, rotational mechanism. Gene Ontology annotation, cellular component: vacuolar proton-transporting V-type ATPase complex. The transcript has 2 exons. The coding region runs from base 1 to 375 and encodes 124 amino acids. The record is from RefSeq and is a predicted model, not a curated record.